UGAGGAUUUCGUUUUGGCAACACCGUUGGAGUCAGUGUUCUCGUUCUCUCUUCAGUGGCUAGUAUUUGUUGCCCACAAAUAUUACGAUUAUUUAUAACGUUAUUGCCGUUUGUUGAAUUAGUUUUUUGUUCUUACUCUUUUUUAAAUAUGAAUCGAAAAGAAGCGUUAUCAACGUUCAUUCAACAAAUCCAUGCAAGACCUGUUGUUGUGAAACUAAAUAGUGGAGUUGAUUACAGAGGAGUACUAGCAUGUCUAGAUGGAUACAUGAAUAUAGCCUUAGAGCAAACUGAAGAAUAUGUCAAUGGUCAGCUGAAAAACAAAUUUGGUGAUGCUUUCAUCAGAGGAAAUAAUGUUUUAUACAUAAGCACACAGAAAAGGCGAUAUUGAGUAUUUUGAUUUGAGUUUUUCCUAUUUUAGAAUAUAAGGGAUGUUUAAUACAUGAGUAAUUUAUGUGUA
Messenger RNA from Leptinotarsa decemlineata (Colorado potato beetle), 456 nucleotides. RefSeq names its product U6 snRNA-associated Sm-like protein LSm6. Gene Ontology annotation, molecular function: RNA binding. Gene Ontology annotation, biological process: maturation of SSU-rRNA; mRNA splicing, via spliceosome. Lineage: Eukaryota; Metazoa; Arthropoda; Insecta; Coleoptera; Chrysomelidae. The record is from RefSeq and is a predicted model, not a curated record. Gene Ontology annotation, cellular component: nucleolus; sno(s)RNA-containing ribonucleoprotein complex; U4/U6 x U5 tri-snRNP complex.